AUGGCCCUGCCCUUCAAGGAAGCUCUCCAGAGGCUCGAGAACGCCCGCGUCAAGUCGACGCGUCCUUUGAUCCCUCCCCAGAUUCUCCAGGAAGAUCUGCCCCUGACGCUUCUCGCUGCCAACACCGUCCUCCAAGGUCGUAGGGCGACUGAAAACAUCGUCAGGGGAGACGAUGACCGACUAGUGGUCGUAGUCGGCCCUUGCUCUGUGAACAACGUCGAUGCCGCCAUUGAGUACGCAAAGCUGCUCAAGGCGUACGCUGACGAGGCCUCGAGCGAUUUGCACAUCGUCAUGCGCGUCUACUUUGAGAAGCCGCGCACGACGCUCGGCUGGAAAGGCCUCAUCAACGACCCCGACAUGAACGGCUCCUACCAGAUCAACCGCGGCCUGCGCAUCGCGCGCACCCUGCUGCUCGACAUCGCCAAGAUGGGCCUGCCCGCCGGGUGCGAGUUCCUCGACACGAUCACGCCGCAGUACACCGCCGAUCUCGUCUCGUGGGGCGCGAUCGGCGCGCGCACGACGGAGUCGCAGGUGCACCGCGAGCUCACGUCCGCGCUGUCGAUGCCGACCGGGUUCAAGAACUCGACGGACGGCUCGGUCGGCAUCGCGAUCGACGCGUGCCGUGCGGCGCGCAGCGGGCAUGUGUUUUUGUCGACGGGCAAGGAGGGGCUGAGCAGUAUUGUUGAGACUACGGGUAACCCCGACGUGCACGUUAUCCUCCGAGGCGGGAACAAGGGCCCCAACUACGCUGCCGAACACGUGCGCGACACGGCUGCGCAGAGCAUCAAGUUUGCUCUCCCCGCAAAGGUCAUGAUUGAUUGCAGCCACGGUAACAGCCAAAAGCAAUACAUCAAACAAGUCGAGGUCGUCGAAGACAUCGUCGCCCAACUCGGCUCGUCGGACACCGCGCCGUACAUCAUGGGCGUCAUGCUCGAGUCCAACCUCGUCGAGGGCCGGCAGGACAUCCCCGCGAUGGGCCCCGCCGGGCUCAAGUACGGCCAGUCCGUCACGGACGCGUGUCUCUCGUGGGAGCAGACCAGGCCCGCGCUCGACCGUCUGCGCGAGGGCGUGCGCGCGAGGAGGGAGCUCGUAGCGAAGGAGGCGCAUGUUAAUGGGUUUUAG
Messenger RNA from Coniophora puteana RWD-64-598 SS2, 1122 nucleotides. Its product is annotated as 3-deoxy-7-phosphoheptulonate synthase. NCBI's taxonomy places the organism in Eukaryota, Fungi, Basidiomycota, Agaricomycetes, Boletales, Coniophoraceae. The transcript is spliced from 7 exons. Gene Ontology annotation, cellular component: cytoplasm. The record is from RefSeq and is a predicted model, not a curated record. Gene Ontology annotation, molecular function: 3-deoxy-7-phosphoheptulonate synthase activity. The coding region runs from base 1 to 1122 and encodes 373 amino acids. Gene Ontology annotation, biological process: aromatic amino acid biosynthetic process.